Molecule: messenger RNA, 1647 nt
Organism: Plasmopara halstedii
Lineage: Eukaryota; Oomycota; Peronosporomycetes; Peronosporales; Peronosporaceae
Exons: 3
Coding region: 1-1647 (548 amino acids)
Source: RefSeq, a predicted model, not a curated record
AUGCUAAGCCGUGUCUAUAAAGAGGUAAAACUUCCUCUUCCUGACGAUUUCUUUCCAGCUAUGACCAUCUCAGCACAACGUGUCAAUGAGUAUCACAAUAAUGCCAAGCAAUUACUUCACGAGACACUUCAUACAAGUGUACCAGUCUCAAGACUUGAUCCAAGUCAACAACCAAAUCAAUGGAAGGUUAUUGGCAAUCGGAAUGGACUCCAAUUGUAUCGAGAACGUGGAUUUCAUAAAGGAGAGGCAGUCAAAGUCCAUGUUAUGGGUCAAAUGUCAGGUACACUUGACGACGUUUUAUUAGGUUUAUAUGCUACAACAAAUGGAGCACUCAAGACACAACGAGCGAUUCUCCAUCCCAAUUAUCUCGAUAGCGCUGUCUUACAAGUUCUUACAAAAGAUCAUUUUUCAGAAGAUGAUUCCAACUUUUCAUAUCAAUUUUCAGGUCUUAAAUGGUUAGCAUGUGCUUCGAGUGGAAAAUUGGUACGAAAACGAGAUUUGUGUUGGUAUGAAGAACUUGGUUAUACACAAGAUGGAAAUGGGAACAAAAUUGGGUAUCUGAUCAUGCAAUCAGUUCAAUUAAAUGAAUGUCCACCACUUGAGUUUCAAGGACUUACACGAUCAAAUGCUGCCGUUUGUUACAUCUUUCGACCACAUUCAGAUCGUCGUGUAGCUGUUUAUAUGAAAGGGAUACAUGCUGUUAGUGGAAACUCAAGAAGUUGGAGUGCAGAUGUGAUUAUGAGUGAGUUAUGGUUAGGAGUAGCCAAUGUGAUGGAAUGUACCAAGGCAAAACAUUUGUCGACACUUGUGCAUCGUACAGAAGUGUUCCAACCUUCAUUCCCGAGAAAAACCUGUGCUAUUUGUGACACAAAGCUUACGAUGCUCAAAAGAAAACAAAUGUGUCAACUAUGUCGUCAGAAUGUAUGCGAACAAUGUUGUUUGACAAAAUUCAUUUAUCCAUUGCAUGCUUCAAGCAACAUUUUAUCCAGUCACGUUUUUUGCAAACCUUGUUUAAGUACGACCAAGGAGAAAUUGUACGCACGACGUUUGUACGAUACAAUGUCCGUCCAACUUGAAUUGGACAGUAGUCCGGAAUCAUCACCUACGACUCGAAUUCCAUUGAUUGAACGACCUGAAAUUCCAAUCAUGUCAUUAUCUGCUGAUUUUACGUUCUCACGACAACGAAUUCGAUUGCAAGAACCUCGAAAACGUCCAAAUUAUCCAUCAACCACAACUUCGACAACCGUUUCAUUGGAUCUUUCAACAACUGACAGCAAGUUUCGCUUCAAUUCAUCAAAUGACACAAAAACGAGAAUUUCGUCAUCUCCUGUUUCAAAAAGUCGUUCCGUUCAAACUUCUCGUGUUCAACGUACAUCAAGUAACUUGUAUCGUCGAAAAUUUGCGUUACGAGGUUAUCGAAAUUAUCAAUUUCCAAGUUCUGAUACUUUGAUUCAGUUCACUAAUCAAUCCAUUGAUAGUACUCAUGAUAUUCAAGAGAUUGAAUCAUAUGAUUACAUGAGUGAUGAAAGUGAAGUGAGUGAAGAAUUUACAAUUGAAGAUGCAAGUUUGGACUUUCGGACUCAUGAACCGAUUCAUCUUUACGAUGAAAGGGAAGUACUUGAGAUUGAAAGUGACAUCUCAUCCUGA